AUGCCGCAGUCGAGCCUGACGACAUGGCUCAACAAGCCUCAGGCGCUGAAGCAGCCGCCAGCAAGGCCAGCUCCGGUCUUUACUCAAACACCACAGGCUGAGCAAUUGCCAACACCACCUUCAUCACGCGAACAUACCACGCUUCUCGAGGCGGCCGACGAGUCGCUCGCACAGCCUGCAUCGAAAUCGCUUCCCGUCAAUGUCGAACUUCGAGCAUGUACGCAAGAUGAUCUUUCAAGUCUCAAACGUCUUACCUCGCUUCUACUCCCAAUUCCAUACCCGGAUGCAUUCUACAAGGAGAUUGUCGAAGAUCCUUUGACCAAUAACAUCACUCUACUUGCAGUGUGGCACGAUGAUCCAGCCAUGGUAGGCAAGCAGAAAGGCCGACUCGUGGGUGCCAUUCGAUCCCGUCUCCUCGCGCAUCCACAAGGAGAGCUAUCCGCCACGAGGGACAACAAGCCGAUGCUCUACCUGAGCACCCUUGCAGUUCUCAGCCCUUAUCGCACACAUGGCAUUGCAUGUCAUAUGCUUCAAACUUUGACCAAGCGCGCAAUGGAGACUUAUGGGAUUUCCUGCGUCGGCGCCCAUGUUUGGGAGGCGAAUGCAGAGGCUCUUACGUGGUAUCGCAAGCGUGGCUUCCGCGAGGUCGGACGGGAACCUAACUACUACCGCCGACUGGAUCCUCAAAGUGCCAUCGUUGUUCAAAGGGAUGUUGGAGUCAUGGAUCUUCUGCCAAAAUGA
This is a messenger RNA of Pseudocercospora fijiensis CIRAD86, 741 nucleotides long. RefSeq lists its product as uncharacterized. Gene Ontology annotation, molecular function: acyltransferase activity, transferring groups other than amino-acyl groups. Gene Ontology annotation, cellular component: NatA complex. The coding region runs from base 1 to 741 and encodes 246 amino acids. Gene Ontology annotation, biological process: mitotic sister chromatid cohesion. NCBI's taxonomy places the organism in Eukaryota, Fungi, Ascomycota, Dothideomycetes, Mycosphaerellales, Mycosphaerellaceae. The transcript has a single exon. The record is from RefSeq and is a predicted model, not a curated record.